AUGUCACGUGUGAAAAGCAGCAUCGCUUCAUACGAAACAAAGUGUGUCACUUCAGACGCCAACAACAUCGCUCAUAACGGAAAGUCACGCACCGUCGGCGUCCUCGCCCUGCAAGGUGCCUUCGCCGAGCACGUGGAAUACCUCGAGGCAUGCAUCGCUCAACACGGGUACCCAGUUCACGUGAUGCCGGUUCGCACGGCCGCGCAGCUGGAACGCUGUGAUGCCCUUGUGAUCCCGGGCGGGGAGUCCACAGCUAUGACGCAGAUUGCGAGCCGAAUGGGUCUGCACGAAGCGCUCGCGCGCUUCGUGCAAGACCCGCGUCGGUCAGUCUGGGGCACGUGCGCAGGGCUAAUCCUGCUGGCGCGCGAGGCCGCGGACGCGGCGCCGGCAGCGGCGCCGCAGCGGCCGGCAGCGCUGGUGGAGCCGCUAAAGGCGCUCGAGGUGGCUGUGCGGCGGAACGCGUUCGGGCGGCAGGCUCAGUCGUUUGUCGCGACGUGCGACUUUUCGGCGUUUCUAGGCCCUAGCGAGACGCAGGGUUUCCCCGCGGUGUUUAUCCGGGCGCCCGUGAUUGAUCACGUGAUAGACCCCGAGCGUGUGGAAGUGCUUCACCGGCUGGCGGGCGCUGACGGCGCGCCGGGUACGGGGCCCAUUGUGGCGGUGCGACAGGGCCGGAUACUCGGCACGUCGUUCCACCCGGAGCUGGCGGACGACACGCGAUUCCACGACUGGUUUCUACGGGACUUCGUACUGGGUGAUCAUAAAUAA
This is a messenger RNA of Lachancea thermotolerans CBS 6340, 765 nucleotides long. RefSeq names its product putative pyridoxal 5'-phosphate synthase (gene SNO1). The coding region runs from base 1 to 765 and encodes 254 amino acids. Gene Ontology annotation, molecular function: glutaminase activity. Gene Ontology annotation, cellular component: cytosol; glutaminase complex. The record is from RefSeq and is a predicted model, not a curated record. Gene Ontology annotation, biological process: pyridoxine metabolic process; pyridoxal 5'-phosphate biosynthetic process. The transcript has a single exon. NCBI's taxonomy places the organism in Eukaryota, Fungi, Ascomycota, Saccharomycetes, Saccharomycetales, Saccharomycetaceae.